This is a messenger RNA of Neltuma alba, 819 nucleotides long. RefSeq names its product dehydrodolichyl diphosphate synthase 2-like. Gene Ontology annotation, cellular component: chloroplast stroma. The transcript is spliced from 3 exons. Gene Ontology annotation, biological process: plastid membrane organization; polyprenol biosynthetic process; response to cold. The record is from RefSeq and is a predicted model, not a curated record. Gene Ontology annotation, molecular function: ditrans,polycis-polyprenyl diphosphate synthase [(2E,6E)-farnesyl diphosphate specific] activity. The annotation marks the transcript as partial. Lineage: Eukaryota; Viridiplantae; Streptophyta; Magnoliopsida; Fabales; Fabaceae.
UCAUCGCUGGAACCGGAGCCGUUGCCGCCGGAUCUGCGACCGGAUCUGAUGCCGAAACACGUGGCGGUGAUUAUGGACGGAAACAGGAGGUGGGCCGAGAUGCGGGGGUUGCCGGCGUCGGCGGGUCAUGAGGCCGGCGUACAGUCGAUGAGAAGGACUAUCGAUCAGUGUUGCAGUUGGGGGAUUAAGGUUCUGACGCUUUUAUGGUUUUCUUCUGAUAAUUGGAAUCGCCCAAAGAGAAAAUUACAGUUAUACCCAUCCUUCCCAUUUUCCCUGUGCUCUAUGUCUCUUUCUAAGAUUGGCCCCAAAAAAAUCUCUACAGUGCUUAAACACAUCAAAAUAUCAGUAAUAGGGGACACAUUAAAACUCCCAACCUCUCUGCAAAGAAUGAUAAGCAACGCAGAGGAGAAGACAAAGCAAAACUGUGGAAUGCAACUAAUGGCAGCGAUUAGCUACAGCGGCAAAUACGACGUCAUGCAAGCCUGCAAAACCAUAGCAGGAAAGGUCAAAGACGGCAUCAUGGAGGUAGAAGACAUUAAUGAAGGGCUGAUAGAGCAAGAACUGGAAGCAAGCUGCACCAAGUUUCCCAACCCAGACUUGAUGAUUCGAACCAGUGGCGAACUCAGAGUGAGCAACUUCUUGUUAUGGCAACUUGCUUACACUGAACUUGGCUUUGAUGCUCAUCUCUGGCCUGAUUUUGGCAAGGACCAAUUUGUGGAGGCCUUGUCUUUGUUUCAGCAAAGACACAGGCGCUUUGGUGGAAGACGACAUUGAUCAUUUUUAACUAUAUUUAUUAUCAUGAGCUGUUGUCUAAUUUGG